AUGAAAGCCAACAAGUCAACCACUCCUAAAGAUAUUGCUGAUACACCUCGCCUAAAAAGGAAAACCUUACCACUACUUGAAAACAAUAGAAGUAAAGAAAAUAUCCUUUGUGAUACCAAGAAAUCUUCAGGUCAUGGUGAGGUGAAGUCUACAACAAGAAAAGUAGCGACUACAGAAAUGCAAAUAGAGACAGGAGUUUACAGUACAGAACAGAAAGAAAAUAUUCAAAACAUGAUCCUUGAGCAAAUUCUUCAAAGACUCAAUGUGAUAGAGCUAAGGCAGAAGGAGGAUGCCUGGACCCUUCCAACGCAGAGGAGGAGUAUAAUAGAAGAAAAUGAUGGGGAACAUUAUAUAGACAUAGACAUAGCUUCUUCACCAAAUAUGUUGGAUAGAGUUAACCAAGUAUGGGGAAUUAUUGAAGAGGCUAUUAUUAAGUCAGCAAAGCAAAAUCUCCCAAAUAAGAAAAUCAGACCUUCAAAGAGAGCUAAUUUGGGAAAGAUUAUAAGAGAUAUUAAAAGAGCAGAAAAUCCACCUAAUAGCAGCUCAGUUUUGCAAUGGAACAGAGGUUUGGAGAAAAUAAACAAGUCGACAGGUAGUGAAAUCACGUUGGUCACCGACUUCAUUACUGAAAGCUGGUUAGAAGAAGCAAAGAAAGAAAUUAGAGUGUGUGUUGAAAGAAGAGUACAAAUAAUCAUUAAGAAGCAAAAACGAAUGCUAACAAGCCUGCUAGAAAAAUCAACCUCCAAAGUGACAAUUGACAGAGUUUAUACCGAAGAGGCAGAGAGUGCUCGGCUAGAAACGAAACCUAAAGAG
Messenger RNA from Dentiscutata heterogama, 813 nucleotides. The record is from the annotation of a GenBank genome assembly. Lineage: Eukaryota; Fungi; Glomeromycota; Glomeromycetes; Diversisporales; Gigasporaceae.